AUGAUACAGAAACAUUUGUUGGAGCUGCAGGCGUUUGUUGCCAACAUGUACAGAGUGGACUUGGUCACUGCUGAUGGGAGUUUUGACUGCCAGGAGAACCCAGAUGAACAGGAGGCGCUGGUGGCAUCUCUUCAUUACUGCGAGGUCACAGCUGCCCUGCUGCUGCUGAGCCCAGGCGGCUCCUUUGUUCUCAAAAUGUUCACUCAUUACGAGCACUCCUCCGUUUGUCUGUUAUACCUGCUCAACUGCUGUUUCCGCAAUGUUAAUGUGUUUAAACCUGCCACCAGCAAAGCUGGCAACUCUGAAGUGGGAACUAUCUCAGAGAAUCUUGAAUUAUUUGAAAAGAUGAGCCCAGAGCAAAGGCUGAGGCUGGAUCGUAUUAGGGAUUAUGUUGCUCAAGAAUAUCUGCGGCGGUUUGAGGUGAGGUUUCUGCCCCGGAGCAGGUGGAUAUCUCGUAACACAGUGAGUCCUGCCUGUAUCAGUGUCUCUGCGGGACGACCUUUGGGACAGAAAAAGCAAACCGGCUCCUUCAACGAGCGCAGGUUGCUGCAGACCAUGAGCUGGAGUGUCCAGGUCCCACGUCCGCUGUGGGUGCUUUCCUCCUUUGCAUCGACUUUUGUCCUGAUGCCGCAGUAG
This is a messenger RNA of Knipowitschia caucasica, 636 nucleotides long. The record is from the annotation of a GenBank genome assembly. NCBI's taxonomy places the organism in Eukaryota, Metazoa, Chordata, Actinopteri, Gobiiformes, Gobiidae.